AAAGAGUUAAAUGAUUCACUGACAAAGUAGCCAAAGUGAAAGUCAGACGUAUCUGUGCAAUGUGGAGGUUUGGAAGCUGUGAUCAGACUGCUCUCCAAACAGUGAGCCGCUUCGACCAGAAGGAGAGGAAGGGACGGAGGAGGAGACAAAGCGGUGGCCCGGUGAAGCCGCUGCCGAGGGAGACAGACUCGGGGCGGGCUGGGGGACCUUGGUGGAGCCGAUCUUUUGUAUCCAGCUGUGCUGUACCUCAGCUGGCUGAGACUGUUCAACUAUCACUGCCAUUAUUGACUGAAGCUGCUUUAGUAACACCACACACACACACAGGUCCUAAAGGAAAUUUAUUGCAGUCACCCCCGAGCACCGGAAAGACAAAAAUGCGUUCUGAUUCCCCCCAUUCCUCAGUUAAUGCAACUCCAAAUCCCAAAUGCCCGGCAAAGAGAAGAAGAAUUUCUUUCCAGAGCAUAUUUAAUGGCAAAUCCAAAGCAAAGGAGAAGCAGGAAGUAUCUGUUGCCAGCAUCGAAAGCAUCCACAUUGAAGUGGCAGAGACUGAAAAGAAACUGCACGCGUCUGACAGCCGGACGACAUUAACAUCUUCAGAUUCAGCAAGGAAGGUGUUGUCCGGCUUUCUGGAAUGCCCCCUCUGUUUAGUGCGUCAUCCGCAGGAGAAUGUGCCCGAAAUUAUGACAUGCCACCACCGUUCCUGCCUUGACUGUUUGCGCCAGUACCUGCGCAUCGAAAUCACAGAGAGCCGCGUGAAUAUCAGCUGCCCUGAGUGCUCGGAGCGGCUAAAUCCGUAUGAUAUCCGGAUGAUACUGAAUGAUCAGGCGCUGAUGGAGAAAUAUGAGGAGUUUAUGUUACGUCGGUACCUGGCUUCUGACCCAGACUGUCGAUGGUGUCCAGCCCCAGACUGUGGGUAUGUGUGUGUUCCUGUUUAAAAAAGACAAUCUGUUUACUGAC
Messenger RNA from Rhincodon typus (whale shark), 957 nucleotides. RefSeq names its product E3 ubiquitin-protein ligase RNF19A-like. Gene Ontology annotation, biological process: protein polyubiquitination; ubiquitin-dependent protein catabolic process; positive regulation of proteasomal ubiquitin-dependent protein catabolic process. Bases 60 to 935 code for a protein of 291 amino acids. The transcript has 3 exons. The record is from RefSeq and is a predicted model, not a curated record. Gene Ontology annotation, cellular component: cytoplasm; ubiquitin ligase complex. Gene Ontology annotation, molecular function: ubiquitin conjugating enzyme binding; ubiquitin protein ligase activity; zinc ion binding. NCBI's taxonomy places the organism in Eukaryota, Metazoa, Chordata, Chondrichthyes, Orectolobiformes, Rhincodontidae.